AUGUCUUCAAACAAAACCAAAGACAAGCCAAAGAAAGUCUCAUCGGAAUCUGACUCUUCAGACGAUUCAUCUUCCGAUGAUGAUUUAUUUCAUCACAAAGCUGCAAAAUCGUACAAACAAUCAACAUGGAAAUAUUCACAUGCUCCUCCAACAUCACCAAGUGAGCCUAACAAGAAGAAGAAUCUAUUGGAAAUUGCAAAAGCUUCCUCUCCAAACUCAAAAAGUACUGAAGCUAAAAAGGAGGAAACGACCAAUAAUGAAGACUUACUAUUAGAGCUGCAAGUGGAUAUGUAUAAAAACGAGCUUCAUAAAAAGAAUGCGAAAAGAAAUUCAGUCACCGAUGAAGAUUCCAAAAAAAAACGAAAACCAACGGAUGAAGAAUUAAAGAAAAUUAUAUUAGAACAAAAAAAGCAAAGAAGAGAACAGAAGCGAACAAAACACACUCAUAGCUCGUCGAUUCCUCCGGAAGAUAUCAUUUCAAUCGAUGACGAUCUUACUCCGACGACAGUAGAAAAUGCACCAAGUAGUUCUAGCACUUUUCCUACUGCAACAACAAGCACAUUGUUUGGAAACAUGGGUAGCACAUUUUCAUCAAGUUCGACCAUGUUUGGUCGGUCAACUCCAACUUUUUCAAAUCCAUUCCGUACCAUUAGCCCCUACCCAUCGUAUAAUCCAGGAGACUUCUUUUAUGAACGCUCUAAAAAUGAUUUACAGAGAAAGCUCGAUACAUUAUUGGAAAGCAGCACCGAGUCAGUGUUUGAAAAAUUCGAAACUAUUGAUAAGUCGGCAACAGAGCUCUCAGAAAAAGAAAGACAGCGUAUCGAACAGUCUCUCAAAAAACAAUUAGAGGAAUUGAGGCCUGAGCUCAAGCUUGACGAUUCAACAUUAAUUGAUCAAGAAGAGGAAGCAGACAAUAAGGGAGAAAAAAUUAUCAUUAGAGUGAGAUGGAAUGAAAAAGUAGUUCCUAUUAACAUGACUGUAACAGACAAAUUCCAAAAGCUGAAAAAAGCAGUGGCAAAACAAUUUGAUGCUCAUACUGAUCAAGUCACUUUGAUCUUUGAUGGAAUGUCUUUAGAUUUAAAUUCAACACCGGAGGAACAAGGGAUGGAAACAGAUGAUAUUAUUGAUUGUAAAAUUGACAAAUCCAAACCAAUUUCGAAAAUAAUUACAUCAUCCUUGUCUUCUUCCAAAAAGCCCUCGACAGCCAUUGAGAUUAUUGAUGAUACGGCCACCAAAGUUACCAUUAAUGUAAGGGCAAAAGAAAAGACAUUUCCAGUCAAGAUCAGCACGACGGACAAAUUUUCAAAGAUUGCAAAGUAUGUUUCAAAACAGCUGAACGUGGAUGACUCAAAAGUCAAGUUACUGUUAGAUGGAAUGGUUCUUGAUUUAAAUGACACUCCUGAGGACCACGACAUGGAAGAUGAAGACAUUAUUGAUUGUCAAGUAAAAACAAAGUGA
Messenger RNA from Naegleria fowleri, 1458 nucleotides. RefSeq lists its product as uncharacterized. Gene Ontology annotation, molecular function: protein binding. The record is from RefSeq and is a predicted model, not a curated record. Lineage: Eukaryota; Heterolobosea; Eutetramitea; Acrasida; Naegleriidae. Gene Ontology annotation, biological process: positive regulation of transcription by RNA polymerase II; cytokine production. Bases 1 to 1458 code for a protein of 485 amino acids. The transcript has a single exon.